CGUUGCUCUUCUUCUUCUAGGGGGUUUGUCGAAAGACGACACGAUGUCAUCCUCGACCUCGUCUUUCCUCUGGAGGGCCAACCUGAUCCCCAUCGCCAUCGUCAGCUUCUACAUCCUCUUUGUUGCCCUCCUGACACAACCCUCGUUCCAGGCGCACAAUGUCUUUUUGCACACUAUCAAUUGGCCCUUCUCUAACCUCGAGGACCCUUCCGAGACCAAAGGUAUCUCACCUGGCCAAGCUCGAAAUGUUCGGAUAAAGUCUUCGGAUGGCGUAGAGAUUGGAGCGUGGCACCUCUUACCAAAGGAUCUUUGGAAGAAGAAGACGGAAACGGCCAGAUCCGAGGAGCGCAGCGAAGAGGAGGAGUUCGAUCAGGCCCUGCUCGCCAGGCCGACUGUCUUGUAUUUCCAUGGCAACGCCAUGAAUCGCGCCGCGCCCUUCCGAGUGGAGGCAUACGGUCAGCUCACCAACUCAAGUGUGUCGUCGCAAGGUGGUCUCAACGUCGUUGCCAUCGACUACCGUGGUUUUGGCGACUCCACGGGCCACCCGACCGAGCAGGGCGUGCUCUGCGAUGCACGCGCUGCUUGGCGAUGGGUCAUGCACAGGCGCAGACUCGCCCUGCAGAGAAAUCAGCUGGCGGCCCGUGCAACGACACCCGUGAGCUUUCUUGAGCAGGGAGGAGGCAUCUAUCUCGUCGGUCAGAGCCUUGGCACCGGCAUUGCCAGUCGACUGAUGCUCGACCUUGCCAGAGUUGAUCGUCCGCCCGAGGCAAUCUUCCUCGUCGCACCCUACACGUCCAUCUUUGCCCUCCUGUCGUCGUACAAGCUCGGCGGCUUGAUCCCCAUCCUCUGGCCCCUCAACGUCUGGCAGUACCUCUCUGACCUGGCUGACCGAAGCCUGACCACGCGAUUCGAGUCCGACAAGGCCAUCCGCAAUCUCUUUGCCAUUUCACCGCGCCAUGGAAAACUUCAGCAGCUCCAGCUCGAGGCGCUGCCCCACACACUCGACGUUGAGACGCUCAAGUCGCAGUUCGGACUGGACGAAGAGCAAGAGACGCACAUAGAGGGCGCCUUCGCCAGAAAGCGACCUCACAUCAUUGUUGCGCAUGCAGACGACGACCCAGUCAUUCCUCACACCCAUGGCCGUUCUCUCUUCAACACAGCCCGCGUCGCUGCAGGUCAGAGUGAAGAAGACGUCACGGUCCAAGAAACUUCUUGGGGUCACAUCUACUCUACGACGGACGAGUCGGGCAGAAAGAGCGCCCUCAUACGCAACAAGCAAGGCGGUCACAAUGGUGUGCCAGAAAGCACCAUCGAGGCUUGGGCCCGCUUGGUUAGCCUGCGACCAUAGGUCAUUCUUCCCGCCCGCCCCUCUCCCCUUUCCUCCCUAAGAGGCUAGAUAGAGACUGCCUUCUGUCCCCUUCUCCACCCUCCUGUACCAAAGACUGCCGUUGGAUCAAUCAACAAACCCAAACCUGAGGGCCACGAAUAGG
Molecule: messenger RNA, 1490 nt
Organism: Acaromyces ingoldii
Lineage: Eukaryota; Fungi; Basidiomycota; Exobasidiomycetes; Exobasidiales; Cryptobasidiaceae
Product: alpha/beta-hydrolase
Exons: 4
Coding region: 44-1348 (434 amino acids)
Biological process (GO): phosphatidylserine catabolic process; monoacylglycerol catabolic process
Cellular component (GO): endoplasmic reticulum membrane
Molecular function (GO): monoacylglycerol lipase activity; phosphatidylcholine lysophospholipase A1 activity
Source: RefSeq, a predicted model, not a curated record